Messenger RNA from Halichondria panicea, 2683 nucleotides. Its product is annotated as prolyl endopeptidase FAP-like. The transcript is spliced from 20 exons. Bases 75 to 2555 code for a protein of 826 amino acids. The record is from RefSeq and is a predicted model, not a curated record. Gene Ontology annotation, molecular function: serine-type peptidase activity; dipeptidyl-peptidase activity. Gene Ontology annotation, biological process: proteolysis. Gene Ontology annotation, cellular component: plasma membrane. Lineage: Eukaryota; Metazoa; Porifera; Demospongiae; Suberitida; Halichondriidae.
GGUCGUCUUUAGAAAAACAGAGUAAAGGACUCAGAGAAACAAGAGUAGUUUGAGUAGUACUGGAGAGCCAGGUGAUGUUGUCUGAGCGCUAUGAGACUACCUCGGGGGAAGAGAGUGGAGAGGUUGUAGAGGAGGAGAGAAGCGCACUCAUUGUAGAGGAGACGGCCACAGAUGGUGAGGUGUACAAUGCCAAAGCGUGCCUGUCAGCCCGGUCAUGCAAGCUGUGCCUUGCCAUGUCCAUCAUUGCAAUGGCCUUGGUGCUGGCUACUCUCAUAGUAGUACUAGUGGCUGGUAUCAGUGGUCGUGUGGAGAGGUCCUGUAAUGGUAUCACCCUCGACGAUGUGUUCAACAGUGACUUCAGGUACUCCACCUACUCUGGGAAAUGGACAAGCACAGGUCAGUUGGUCCACUUGUCCCACAAUCACGGGUUGCUACUAUUCGACCCCACCACCAACCACACCUCAACUGUCAUCACCCUAGACGAACUGAACAAUAUUGCUGCCACCCACGGCAAGGUGACGGACUUUAAGCUCUGCCCAAAGUUUACCUCUACCAACCAGGAGCUCCUAUUGACAGCCAACCGGGAGAAGGUCUACAGACACUCCUCACUGGCCGACUACAUCCUCUACAGUAACGGGGAGGUGUUCAAUGUGACGAGGCCCUCGGGGCUGGAGGGUAGUAAGAUCCAGUACGCUGACUGGAGCCCCACUGGACUGCUUAUUGCAAUGGUGAUAGACUACAAUAUAUACCUCUUUGACACAUCAUCUCCUUCUUCCGAGCCUGUUACCGUGACAACUGAUGGCUCCGAGACGGGGCUGUACAAUGGCAUACCUGACUGGGUCUAUGAAGAGGAGGUUCUAUCAACGGACUCUGCCCUCUGGUGGUCACAUGAUGGGACUGGACUCUUGUACGCCUCGUUCAAUGACACACCCGUCAGAGAGUACUCCUUCCCUCAGUACGGGUUGCCUAGCAACCAGUACACCCACAUUGAGUCCAUACCCUACCCCAAACCUGGCACUCCCAACCCCACUGUGACUAUGUACAUGGUCAACAUCAGCACUAUCAACGAUGGACCACCCAGUCUCAUCACCAUACCCAUGCCCUCACUGGACUACUACAUGAUCUACGCUGGUUGGGUGGAGGGUGGAGAUUUCUUUGUGUGCUGGCUUAAUCGGGAUCAGAACACCUCCUACUGUUGUACGUACGUAGAUAGUGUCUGCACCACCGUCUUCACUGAGACCCAUAGCAACGGAUGGGUGGAGCUGGUCCAGGCUCCCAUUGGUAAACUGGACAGUCAGGGUCAGACCCAAUUCAUCACCGUCUACCCGCAGACUGUGGGGGAUGAUAGCUACCCCCACCUGGCACAGGCUGGACCCACGGGGGAGAUGACGUUCCUCACUCCUGCCGCACCCUGGGAGGUCACGCAGAUAGUGGGCGUGGCAGGGGACCACAUUCUGUAUGUGACUACUGAGAAGGGCCCGGGCACUCGCCACGUACACGGCUACAGUCUGACAACCAAGAGCUCCAUGUGUCUCACCUGCUCACAAGAAGACUGGGGCAUAUUAGACAGUCCCAAUCCAUCAUUACCCCAGUCAUGUGACUACUUCAGUGUCAGCUGUGACGACACACUCGCUCACUGUCUCCUCACAUGCCUCGGACCCUGUAUUCCCUUCUCACUCUUUGUUACCUUCAAUUCGUCGACUCAUGCAUUCCAGCCAAUCAGAUUCAUGGAGAGGAACGUACAUGUUCACGACUCAGUCCGAGAUCUCUGUCUGCCCAAAAUGGAGACCUUUCAAGUGCCGUCUGAGGAGGCGGGUGAGUGGGCACUAAAUGGGAAAAUGCUCCUCCCCCCUCAGUUUAACGCCGACAAGAAAUACUCUGUCCUCGUGUAUGUGUACGGAGGACCAAACAGCCAGACUGUAGACUCUCGUACAAUGCUGAGCAGUCUAAGUCGUCUCUAUUACGUAACACAGCUCAAUGUUAUUCUGGUCAGUGUGGAUGGGCGGGGGACUGGGCACAGAGGGAGCAACUUCAAGUUCUCGGUGUACCGUGACUUGGGUAACUACGAGACGGUGGACCAGCUGAGGGGAGGGCGGUACCUCAGGGGACUCCCCUAUGUUGACGGGAACCACCUCGCCAUCAUGGGAGCGUCGUACGGAGGGUACAUGGCUGCUAGAGUAGGUAGCAGUGGAGAGGGUGUGUUCAGUACGGCCAUCUCUCAGGCACCCGUCACUGACUGGAGAUAUUAUGAUUCUAUCUACACUGAGAGAUACAUGAACCAACCUCAAAACAACCCAGUGGGAUAUGCCAACUCAUCUGUACUGUCCAGAGCAGCUAAACUAAGUGAUGUCCACUUCCUGUUGAUACAUGGAACCGGAGAUGACAAUGUUCACUUUCAGCACACUGCUCAACUGGUGGAGGCCCUCACUCAGGCUGAUGUACAGUUCAGAUUACAGAUCUACACUGACAAGACCCACAGCAUCUCCGGGGGCAACACACAGAGGCACCUGUACGAACUCAUCUCAGACUUCCUGAGAGUCUCGUUGUAUGACUGACAAUCUCAUGUUUUAGCACUGUAAUGCUUCAAGUUUAUAGUUUAUAAUUCUAUUAUAUUGUACGUACGUUGUUUUCACAGUGUGUUUUAAAUUUCAUGUAUUGUAAAAUCGACAUAAUUAUAAGUUUA